GCAGACGGCCUCGCAGGCGGGUGGCGGCGGCCGCGCUGGCUGCUGAGGGCGGGAGCGAGUGAGUCACUGCGCGCGUGUGAGGGAGGGAAGGAGAGAGCGAGCGAGCGAGCAGCCCGCGCCCGCCGCCCUCCCGCAGCUCCCGCCAGGCCCCUCGCCGCCGGCUGCCCUUCACCCAGAGCCCAGGCCGGGCCGAGCCGGGUCGGGUCGGGCCCGGGCCAUGCUGCUCACCGUGUACUGUGUGCGGAGGGACCUCUCCGAGGUGACCUUUUCCCUCCAGGUCGACGCCGACUUCGAGCUGCACAACUUCCGCGCGCUGUGCGAGCUCGAGUCCGGCAUCCCCGCCGCCGAGAGCCAGAUUGUCUACGCAGAAAGACCUCUCACCGACAACCACAGGUCAUUGGCUUCGUAUGGCUUAAAAGAUGGCGAUGUUGUAAUUCUACGACAGAAGGAGAAUGCAGACCCUCGCCCUCCAGUGCAGUUCUCAAACUUACCCCGGAUCGACUUCAGUAGCAUAGCUGUGCCUGGUGCGUCAAACCCCCAACAGCGCCAGCUGCCCAGAGCACAGGCUCAGCACUCAUCUCCUGGGGAAAUAGCAUCGUCUCCUCAAGGCUUAGACAAUCCAGCCCUCCUUCGAGACAUGCUGCUGGCCAACCCGCAUGAGCUGUCCUUGCUGAAGGAGCGUAACCCACCCUUGGCAGAAGCUCUACUCAGUGGAGAUCUUGAGAAAUUUACUAGGGUCCUGGUGGAGCAGCAACAGGACAGAGCCCGGAGAGAACAAGAAAGGAUUCGUCUGUUUUCUGCUGACCCCUUUGAUCUGGAAGCACAGGCAAAGAUAGAAGAGGAUAUAAGGCAGCAGAACAUCGAGGAGAACAUGACGAUAGCUAUGGAAGAGGCCCCGGAGAGCUUCGGCCAGGUCGCCAUGCUCUAUAUCAACUGCAGAGUGAAUGGGCAUCCUGUGAAAGCCUUCGUUGACUCAGGUGCCCAGAUGACUAUUAUGAGCCAGGCUUGUGCAGAAAGGUGUAACAUAAUGAGACUGGUGGACCGUCGGUGGGCUGGCAUUGCCAAAGGAGUGGGCACACAGAAGAUUAUUGGAAGGGUGCAUCUAGCUCAGGUUCAGAUUGAAGGCGAUUUCCUGGCGUGUUCCUUCUCAAUUCUUGAAGAACAGCCUAUGGACAUGCUUCUGGGACUGGACAUGCUUAAACGGCAUCAGUGUUCUAUUGACUUGAAGAAAAAUGUACUGGUGAUUGGCACCACAGGCUCACAGACCACCUUCCUUCCUGAAGGGGAGUUACCAGAGUGUGCCCGCUUGGCAUAUGGAACUGGGCGAGAAGACAUACGGCCAGAGGAGAUUGCAGACCAAGAAUUAGCAGAAGCCAUUCAAAAAUCAGCAGAGGAUGCAGAGAAAAGCAGUAAAGAAUCUACCUCACUGGGAAUGUCAUCAUUGCCAACUUCAGAUGGAUUCAACCAUCCAGCCCCUUCUUCAGGGCUGAGUCCUGAGGUUGGCAGCCCUACGAGUCUUGCUCGCUCUGUCUCUGCUUCAGUCUGCGCCAUCAAGCCCAGUGACCCCAAUAGCAUUGAGUCUAUAGCUAUGGAGGCUAUGAAGGCUUCAGCUGAAUUCCAGACAGACUCUAAGAAAACAGAUCCUUCUCCUCCUCUACAGGAUCUUCUUGAUCUUGCUUCCUCAGCAGACCAGAGUCCAGCUAUGCCUUUGCAUAAUUCACCUGAAGAAGCAUUUGUUGCAGGCAGUGUGGAGAAAUCUGCUGAAAGAAGAACGCAGGACCUCAGAGUUUAUCUCCACACGAGACAGGACGCUAGUUUAUCUCUCACAACUACUGGGAUGCAUGAGCCACAGGUAUUUGUGGAGGAAAAGAGUUGGCUUUCAGAAAAUCUGAACCCAAGCCAAGUAAAUGGCCUUCAGCACAGAGAGGCAGGGAAUGUGCAGUGUGAGGUUGGACAGCAGAGUGCUCCACAUGACCAGGUAUGUCUCUGUGACACGGAAGACCUUGAGCUUCAAGAGGAAAAUGAACAGGACCAAGAAGAUAUUGUCAAUUUGGAAGCUGUGUUGAAAGGAGAUGAACUACAGACAAAUACUCAUCUUGCAAGUGCAGAGGAAAAUCUUCUGGCUUCAGGACACUGCAGCUGCUCAUGCUCAGAAACCCUGAUGGAAGUAGAGACGGUUGAACACUCUCUGGUUGCUGUGUGCAGUUCAACAGGCAGGCAGAAUACUAUCAUCAAGAGCCCUGAUGUAUCACAUCCCACUUCAGAUAAUCCCUGGAUAGAAAUGGAAACAUCACAGUGUAACCCCUCCUGUGAACGUGUGGAACACUCCAUCUCAACACAGGAUUUGCAGCCCCCAGAAGAUAACAUUGAAAUGUCUACAAUGAAUAAAAAAAAUGGCAGUUCCUCUUCCCCUCUAAGUAGCCAUGGUCAGCCCUCUGUGGAAUCAGCAGAAGAAUUUUGUCCAUCCGUCACAGUGGCCUUGAAAGAACUGCAUGAGCUUCUGGUCAUUAGCUGUAAGCCAACUUCAGAAGGUCCACCUGAAGAUGCUGCCUGUCGGUCAGAGACAGGAGCUGAGAGCCAAACAAGCAUUUUGGACCUUUCAGGAAGGAGGGCCCAAAGAGAGCAUCUGAUCCCCAGUGACCAGUACCCACAAGUCUCCUGUCUUCAGGACACCUCUGAAUCAGAAAAGACAGAAAUCACAGGCACCACACCUUGUACUGGGGCUGGGGUAGAAGAAGAAGCAUCCACUAGCUUCAGAGGUCUGGGUGAUGGCUUGUCAACUGGCAGAGAAGAUGUUCCCAGAUCAACUGAGUCAGUUCGGAAGAGCUGUUCUGUCGCCAUAACCACAGCUAAACCAUCUGAUCAGUUGCAUUGCACCUCAGGUGUAGAAAUUUCACCCAAACUUGCAGCAGGUGGGGAGGGUGCCCAUAGUCAGCCUUCUGAACAUGUGCAGAAUUUAGGCACAGACAGGCCGGAGACCAGCCCUGGAGCAGUGCUGCCCCUCCAUGGAUUGGACCCAUCUGCCACACAGCCCUCAUCUCCUCCCUCCGUUCUUCCACCCUUCAUCUUUCCUGCUGCAGAUGUUGACAGGAUUCUUGGUGCCGGCUUCACUCUGCAGGAAGCCCUCGGGGCUCUUCAUCGAGUUGGUGGGAAUGCAGACCUUGCGCUUCUUGCUUUGCUGGCAAAGAACAUUGUAGUCCCCACGUAAUUGUGGGAGAGUGGGCCAGACCGUGUUCCAGUCCCUCAGAAAGCCCUUCACACAAACACACUCACCACACACACAGUAUAUGUAGAAACCUGCAAGCAAAAUGUUGAGCCAGAUUUUUUUUUUCAGCCAAAGUAAUUUAUGCUCUUUUGUCUGAUGAAUUUGUCUAUUUUACUUGUUGAAAUUUGGGCCUUUUAAAAUGUAUUGGCAGUCUGUGCAUACAAAAGCUUUUAAUUCUCAUUAAGAUGAUGUAACCUGGAAUAAAAUGGAUGGUUUUGUGUAUAGCAUAACAUUUUAAAAAUGAGUGAAUGCUUUGAAAGCAGGAGCCAUGAGGAGCCUGCCACCUGUGCAGCUAGGAACAAAUCAGCUGCCCACUAUGGCUCUGGCUGUGCUAUGUGCAGAAUGUGGCUUGCGACAGGAAACUGGAGAGAAAUUCCGUGACUUCUGGAGUUGUAUGUUUUUAUUUGUGUGCUCAGGGUUAACAUUUAAAUAGGGUGACCGGGAGGGCUUAAAACUUGGGCUGUCUUAUGUAUCAUAGGCUGCUGCAUGGAUUGAUUGCCAAAUACUUCAUGAUGGUGGGUGGGGUGUGGGGGAUUCACGCUAGAGUGAAACCUGGUGCUACUUGUAUUUAAAAAGGGAAGGGGAAAAAACCCUGAUCAUAAUUCCAUUUUUAAAUGUCAAGGACUGUGAGUAAAAGAUAAUCUUAGACAAAACACUGGAAUGUACUGGAGAUAAGGUGUGAGGGCAUCUCACUGACACCCCAACUCUCUGUGGCAAAUGAUGAGUCCAGGUUUAGUUCAUGGGUUGGCUGCCAGGAGCCUACUGACUUUCUAAACUUAUCUGCUAAGAAGUUUGUCCCAUGCUCAGUCUGAGCUCUGAGCUGAGCAAGACAGUGAGGUGGGAGAGCCUUUGUCCCUGUUCCUCUUGGUGCUUGGAUUGGUCAGUCUGUGAGUGUCCUUCAUGACAGUGAAAAUACAACUAAAGUUCUGACUACAGUGGCCUUGGUACAGUUUUCAUCCCUUUCUUUCCUCAGGAGUUUCUUUUCUAAGCAGGAUCUAUGUUUGUGUUUACCACAUUGAAUUAAGAGUGGGGCAGGAUGUGUAGAUAUGUUUAUUGUGGCCUUUUUAGCAUAAGCUCUCACCUUUCAAAUUGCUGUCCUGUGGGCCCCACUGUGCAAUAAUCCCUCCAGACAGGUUUGAAAGCAUCCUUUCCUGGAACAUAAACUGUUGUCUUAGGUGUCUGGCAGGAAUCUUUAAUCUUAAGUUUCUUGAAAAAGAUUUUGAAGAUAAUUCCUGGUUCCAGGUGAGAGUUUGCAGUUUGUUGAAAUUGAUUUUUUGAACUUAGCAUUGACUGAUUUUUGUCUAAAGUCAAUCUCUCUCUCUCUCUCUCUCUCUCUCUGUGUGUGUGUGUGUGUGUGUGUGUGUCUGUCUCUCUUAAAGCUUGUUCUUUCCAUUAAAAUUGAAGUCAUCAAGCACAGAUGGGUUCAUAUCUCAGGAGUUUUUGAAACUUUAGGGGCACUUACAGGGAUUUCUGUUCUCUGGUCCAUUUCUUUUUGCCAUAUUGUUUGUGUGCCGAGACUCUCUUCAGUGACAUAAUGGCAAGUCACAUGGAGUAUCAUGAUCCUUUCUGGAAUUAGGAAAUCGUUGCUGGAGGCCUUGUGGUUUCCUGCUCUCCGUUGGGCACUCAGAACAUCAGGCUAUUCGAGUUAUCUUUGAGAAGUUCUUUGUCUCGGACGAAGAGCUUGUCCACCCUUUACCUAUCCUACACCAAAGAUGCAUGCGUGGUACACUAGGAAACUGCCCACAGGGUUCUGUCACCAACUCAGCUGGGACUGAAACAAGACCACAUAGCUGUACACUGAGACCUGGUAUUUGCUUUAGGGGGACGGGCUGGGCUGUAUUUUAGGGUCACAAAUCUUUAGGGCCACAAGUUGGGGUAGGUAGAAGAAAGCACUGACUCUUCCCAGAAGACUGUCUAAUGUGUGAGCAGAAGUGGUGGCAUCCAUGCCCAGUGGUGCAGCUCUGACUUGAUGGUGUGGAUGUUUGGGAGACAGCCCUAGGUGGAGUGUAGAAUACCAGUCUGAAAAAGAUUGCAUUACGAUAGCUUUUAAUGUAUGUACUUGUAUGUUUAUUUUUAGAAGCAAAUGGAUAGGCCAGUAGUUACACAAAUACUCUUUUUAGGAAUACUUGGAAUGAGUUUGACUCACUUGCCAAAUAUUUUUUCCUUUGGGUUUUAUUUUCAACAUAUAGUUGCUUUUGAUUUUUAAAAUCUGUCAAACAAUAAAUAAAAGGCCAGGCAUGCUGGCAUACCUUUAAUCUUAAAAGGCAGGCAGAUCUCUGAGUUCAAGACCAGCCAGAGGUAUAUUAGUGAUGUUCUGUCUACAAAACAAUCUUUUGUCUAACACUUGUGUAAAGUUAGGAACGGAUUGGCUUAAAUUGAGCAAUUCCAGAACAGAGGACAUUAAGGAACAGCAUACUAGUGGACUCUCAUUGUCAGCUUUCAUUUAGUCGAUAAUUACAGGAGUAAGAUCACCUCGUAGGGAAGCCGAGAGUUCAGUAGGUGAUUACAGCCAUAACAGCAUGGGGCGACUCCUUCACCGAACCCUGUGAGGAGGUGGUCGGUCGGCCCUUCCCUGCAGUAGUUUUCUUCAUUUAUGCACCAAAGAGGAUUUUCUUGUAAAACUCAUGCUGAAGCUGGUGUGUUGUGCAGGGCUUAGUAGCCAGACACUGUGACCGCACCUGGAGACCUGGCCAGUUCCAGAUGAGCUAGUUGAGGCCCCUACACAGCCAGAGCCUUUCCCUGGCACUCUGGGCUGUAGGUAGAUGUUGCUUGGCAAAGGAAGUUUAAGUAGAUGGUGAGCACUGUGUGAGAACUUCGGCGUCAAAGCCGGCUCCCUCUGAGCAUCUCUCCAUGCAGGGAAAGGAAGACAAGGCUCACUGUAUCUAUCCAAAGCAUUUCUCUGGCAAGAGGGCGCCUAGGAAUGGGAUAGGGUACCUGGCAUCAUGGCUUUUAUGACUAGUUUGUGUAGCAUUUGUUUGUUAGUCCCUCUCUACAGCUUUCUAUUUCUAGUGAAAGCCAUAAGAAUUUGUUUCAACUUUUCAGCUCAUGUCUAUAAAUAAAUAUGUAAGCUAUCUCAAAUAUAAGGUUAUUGAUAAAUACUUUACAUAGGUUGGAAAGCAGCUUUUAAUGUCUACAGAUGUCUGCACGUCUGGUGGCUUUUCCUCCUACUAUGUAUAUAAUAAACUGCCUUGCAAAUAGCUGUGCAAGAGUGUCAAGGCAAAUUUUCCUUUAUUGUUUUGUGGGUUAUUUUUUUGGAGACAGGAUCUUGCCAUAGCCCAGGCUGGCCUCAAACUCAUGGCAAUUCUCCUGCCUCAACCUCUAGAACGCUAGGGUUAUAGGUGCAUGCCACCUUGCCCAGCUCACUCAGUGUGUUCAGAUUGCUACCUGUGGUGAGCAUGAACAAUGUGGCUGAACUGACUGGUGUAUCACUAGCAAUACCACAGGGCUUUGGGAAUGUGGCUGGGUAACGCUUCUACAUAGUGUGUGAGGUCCCGGAUUUGAUCCUUACCACCAAAAACUAGUGCAAGCUAGUCUUGGGGUUUAGUGGAGUGUGUGACUGGCUAGAAAGACAGCAGCUAUCAUAAUUUUCCUCCUGGAGGAUGAUGGUGUCUAAUUAGUUAACAAAAUAUAGCAUUUUGUGUUUCCUGCAUUCCCUGAGGGCUGCUACUGAGCCCCUAUGAGUUACAUAACCCGCCUAGUGUUGGUAGAGCCACAGUAAGGACUUUAGGGCAAGCCUUUGAUGUACUUGCUUUUUUUUUGUGCCUUAAUUAUUUUGAAUAGCAGAAGCAUCACAUCUUGGGAGUAUGGGAUAAGGUUGGGCCAGCCCUCCUGGAGAGGGCUUGCCACUGGGUGUGGUCCUUGGCUCAUUGUCUCUUUAAUUUAGUCUUACCCUACAUCAAACAUUAGGUCUCCCCAGAUAGGAGUUUCUGCAUCCUGUGUACCAAAAGUGGUUUCUAGGUGUUUCUUGGGUUUUCUGUUGCACAUUUUGUGCUAUGAUAGGGAGGGAUCGAGUCUUAGUUCUUGAUAGGAAGUUCAUUCCUCCCAUCAAAGCUAUGCAGUAUGAGCAAGAACCCAUCGAUUUGUUCAUCAAACAUUGAGUACCCCUAAAGCCCAGGAGUUGAGCAACAGCUGAACCAGACCAGAGCCUGGCCUUCAAGUCUAGGAGAAACAUGAGGCAAGUUUUAACUAAGACCUGUUUUUACCUAUUGGCAUGCCCCCCCCCCCCGCCAUGCUUUUGUUUUUGAGAAGAGAUUUCCUGUAGCCCAAGCUGGCCUUGAGCUAGCGAUCCUCAAGUGGCUGGGGUUGUGAGCGCAUAGACACCUUCUAUAAUGUCUGGGUAGCAUGCUUUUAUUUUUAAACAUAUAUUUGGUAGCGAGCCCACAAUGGAAUCAAAUGCUGUAAAUCUAGAGUUAGGCUUUAAAAUGGUAAGGUUUUGUUUCUCUCUUUCUUUUUUUUUUUUUUUUUUUUUUUUUUCUUUUCCUUUUUCUACAGUUUUGAGGUAAUGUGGCACAUACCUUUAAGCUAUAAGCGCAAAGCCAGUCAGGGCUACAGUGAGGAACUAUCUCAAAUAAGUAAAAAUAAAACCAACCGCUGUGGAUGCAGUGGGAGGUAGGGUGUUUGCAGAGCUACAAGAAGCCCCCAGCACUGGGCAAGUAGAGUCAAGAGAUCAGAAGUUCAAGGUCAUUCUAGGCUACAUAGUGAAUUUCAGGCCAGCUUAGGUUACAUGAAACCCUGUCUCCCAAGAAAGUGGAAGGAUAGUUACUGCUGUAGCUCAGUGGUAGGACAACUUUUCCUGGCAUGUAUAAGGCCCUGGGUUUUAGCACCCUCUCCCCAAAGCACAGCAAAGAAAAAAGAAUUUUAAAUAAAGAAUUUAGUAGAGCUGAAAGGGUGCUGAGGAAUUGAUGUGGAAUGCUAUUGACCAGAAAGGGACAGGCAGGAUAGAAGUCCAGAUAGUGGAAGAGAGAAGUGAGUUACCUCCUUUCUUCAGGACCUGUGCAACACUAAGAUUGGCGGGUGUGCGCCAUCCUCUGCUGGGCACAGCUGCCCUGGAGUGCUGUUGGGGAGAGCAGAACUUAAGAGGCCUCUGCAGGAUGUGCUAUUUUAAGGCAGCUGAGUGCAGUGCGUAGAAAUGGAAUCCAGAGCAGGAAGAGUAGUUGAGUGAUGAAUGGGACAGGCAGGCAGGGUUACUUUGCAGAACUCUGCCAGCUCCACAAAACAUUCUUCAACCCUCCAUUUAAGGUAGCCCAACGUAUGCAUUCCUAAGUGUAGAAGGAAAGCAGGUUCUUAGUGAUUUCUGAGCUUUACACUUAGGAAAUAUGCUCAGAAGUUAAUCAGUAAUUAGACUCGGAAGUGAGGAGGGGCUUGUGAAAUGUGGAGGCUGCUAAGUUUCAGGAUAACAUCUAGGGAAAUCUACCAAGAAAAUGGCUCAACACAGGAGUUUCCUUAACUGCAGAGUUUGAACCACCAAUCAGGAAAUAUCAUGAAACAGAAGAUCGGAUUGCUUCUUACAGAGUUAUUUCUGAGUAAGCAACUUAAGGAUUUGAUUGGCUAAUUUGAGUAAGGACAUUUUCCCCUCGGCCUGUUGAGAAGAGUUUGGUUGCCGGAAACCCGCAAACUUGAAUGAGUAUGUCUGUGAUCUGCAGAGUAGAUCCCUGUUCCUAACAGGAGCCAGCCAAAUGUGUGUUCACAGAUUCCUCAAGCAGACCUUAUGGCCUGGAAAAGACCAUGGCACCAUACCAUUGUACAGUGCUUAGGCUUCUGGUCUCCCCUGCCUUGGGCCUCCUGUAGUUCUGUCGAGACAUCAAAGGUAUCAGUUGUGUUGAUGGAAUCUGCUCUGCUUGCGCCUUCGAUGAGAAACUAUUUGUGCGUUUGUAUCACAUCUUCUUUUCCGGCAAGUUAGGCUGAUGGCUUCAACCUUCAGCAAAGGUUCAUUCACUGGUUUUCCAGCCACGGCUGGCAGAUCGUAACUGGGAAACCCUCUUUUGCUUCCUGCAGUUGCCCAAGUAUUAUGUGGUUUUCUGGCUUUUCUUAGAGCUUUGACAUUACAUCUUUCGAGGUCCAGUCUGGUUGGCAAAAUCUGCUUGCCAGUGGCCCAGUCAUGCCCAGAUGCUUUGAGAGUUGGGAAAACUCUGAAAACUUAAGAGAGCUGCACUCAGGAAUCCCAGAGCUGGUCGCAUUGUACUUUGGUUAGGACCUGCCUGCAGCUGAACGCACUAGAUGCCUUUGAGUUUGAUUUUUUUUUUCUUUGUCACACUUUGAAAUGUAAGUCAGCCCUGAAUAAUCCAAACACUUUAUUUUAUUUUUCUUCUUUAAUAGGAACUUUCUGAAAAAGACGUGAUGUGUAAAACCUUUGAUAUUUAAGACAAUAAAGUUUUUAUCAUAAGA
Psammomys obesus (fat sand rat) is the source of this 9649-nucleotide messenger RNA. RefSeq names its product DNA damage inducible 1 homolog 2 (gene Ddi2). The transcript has 9 exons. The coding region runs from base 218 to 3208 and encodes 996 amino acids. The record is from RefSeq and is a predicted model, not a curated record. Gene Ontology annotation, molecular function: aspartic-type endopeptidase activity; protein binding. Lineage: Eukaryota; Metazoa; Chordata; Mammalia; Rodentia; Muridae. Gene Ontology annotation, biological process: proteolysis.